Messenger RNA from Balearica regulorum gibbericeps (East African grey crowned-crane), 2943 nucleotides. The record is from RefSeq and is a predicted model, not a curated record. NCBI's taxonomy places the organism in Eukaryota, Metazoa, Chordata, Aves, Gruiformes, Gruidae.
CAUGUCUUAAUGAGAAUUUUUUUGCCAGUCACCUAUGAAGCUCCUGAUUUUAGAGUUGCACUUCUGCAAUGAAGAAAAGGAGACGGCUCGCUGCAAAUCUAAAUGAAAAGGUUCAUCUUGGCCAUGAGAAAGAUACUUCAGAACAGAUUCUUGUAGUAGACUGUGCACAAGAAAUUGUCACAAAGUCUGCAGAAGUAGCUACUGGAGAUCAGCUUGAAUCUUCCCAAGAACUUUCACCAUCAUCAGAACAAAGAAAGCUCCUAAGUUCAUUGCAGUAUAACAAAAAUCUACUUAAAUACUUAAAUGAUGAUAGACAGAAACAUCCAUCAUUUUGUGAUUUACUCAUAAUUGUAGAAGGAAAAGAAUUUAGUGCCCACAAAGUUGUAGUUGCUGUUGGGAGUAGUUAUUUUCAUGCCUGUUUGAGCAAAAAUCCAAGCACCGAUGUAGUCACUUUAGAUCAUGUAACUCAUUCUGUCUUUCAGCAUUUGCUUGAGUUUCUCUACACCUCUGAGUUUUUGGUGUAUAAAAAUGAAAUUCCAUUAGUGCUGGAAGCAGCAAAAUUUUUAGAUAUCAUAGAUGCAGUGAAGUUACUAAAUAAUGAAAGUCUUUCUAACGUACAGACUGAUGUAACUGAUGCACCUACACCAGUAGAAACACUCAGUGAACUGACUGGUAAACUAUUAAAUAGUCAUCAGUGCACUUUUUGUGGUCGAAGUUUCUGUUACAAGAAGUCCUUAGAAAACCAUUUAGCUAAAGCCCACAGAUCCCUUUCACUGGAAAGAAAACAUGGGUUAAAAAUGGUUGAGAAGGCCAACUUUUCCACUAGACGUUCUACGAGAAACCGUAAAUGUCCAGCUAAAUUUGAUAACAGUGACAAUGAAAGUGGUGAUGCCUCUGACAGCAAUUUGGAAAAAAUCAGUUCUGACAAGGAAACAUCUGAUAGAAGUGAAUUUGAAGACAGUGAAAGUGAAUGCAAUGCUGAUGAGGAGGGACAGGAAGAGGAAAUGUCGGGUGAAGAUUCAGAGUCUGAAGAACAAAGUGAAAAAGAACAGAAUGAUACUGAAGAGGGUUCUGAGGCAGUUGAUUCCGUGGGAAAUAUUCCUGAAGGCUUAGCUCCAGUCAUCAUUCAAAGCAGUAGCAAAAAACUACUGCAGUGUCCCAAGUGUGACAAAAAAUUUGAUCGAAUAGGCAAAUAUGAGAGCCAUACACGUGUACACACGGGUGAGAAGCCUUUUGAGUGUGAUAUAUGUCACCAGCGCUAUUCAACAAAGUCCAACUUGACAGUGCACAGAAAGAAACACUCCAGUGAUACUGACUUUCAUAAAAAGGAACACAAAUGUCCCUAUUGCAACAAGCUGCAUGCAAGCAAAAAGACUUUAGCGAAGCAUGUGAAGAGGUUUCAUCCAGAGAAUGUACAAGAAUUUCUUUCUAUCAAGAAGACAAAGAGUGAAGGUUGGAAAUGUGAUAUUUGUAAGAAGUCUUUUACUCGAAGACCUCAUUUAGAAGAGCAUAUGAUCCUUCACUCUCAGGAUAAACCCUUUAAGUGUACCUACUGUGAAGAGCACUUUAAAUCCCGCUUUGCAAGACUGAAACAUCAAGAAAAAUUCCAUCUCGGGCCUUUUCCUUGUGAUAUUUGUGGCCGCCAGUUUAAUGAUACAGGAAAUCUGAAACGCCAUAUAGAAUGUACUCAUGGAGGAAAGAGAAAAUGGACAUGUUUCAUCUGUGGGAAAUCCGUGAGGGAACGAACAACUUUAAAAGAACAUCUGAGAAUUCACAGUGGAGAGAAGCCUCAUCUUUGCAGUAUUUGUGGGCAGAGUUUUCGUCAUGGAAGCUCUUACAGACUUCAUCUAAGAGUCCACCAUGAUGACAAGAGAUAUGAAUGUGAAGAAUGUGGGAAAACAUUUAUUCGGCAUGACCAUCUGACAAAACACAAAAAAAUACACUCAGGUGAAAAGGCACAUCAGUGUGAGGAGUGUGGAAAAUGUUUUGGCCGUAGAGAUCACCUUACUGUUCAUUAUAAAAGUGUUCAUCUGGGAGAAAAAGUUUGGCAGAAAUAUAAAGCAACAUUUCACCAGUGUGAAGUCUGUAAGAAAGUUUUUAAAGGGAAAUCAAGUUUGGAAAUGCAUUUUAGGACACAUUCAGGCGAGAAACCGUACAAAUGUCAAAUCUGUAAUCAGUCCUUUAGAAUUAAGAAGACAUUAACAAAGCACAUGGUUAUUCAUUCAGAUGCUCGCCCUUUUAAUUGUCAACACUGCAAUGCAACAUUUAAACGAAAAGACAAGCUGAAAUAUCAUAUUGAUCAUGUUCAUGGAUCAAAGGCUGCAGAAGAGGCAUUAACAUCUUCAGAGGAAAAGCUAGUCUCUUUACCAGUGCAGUACACCUCUGAUGACAAAGUUUACCAAACUGAGGCUAAACAGUAUGUGGAACAGUCCAAAGCAUAUCAAUCAGAAGCCAAAACUUUGCUACAGAAUGUAUCUACAGAAGUAUGUGUGCCUGUGACUCUGGUACCUGUUCAGAUGUCUGAUCCACAAGCUGAUCUAGUACAGCAUACUACUCAGUCACACGGCAUUCUUCCUCCACAACCUGAGCAGACAGAUUAUCAACGAGCAACAGAUCUAUCAUUUCUAGAGAAAUAUACUCUUACUCCACAACCUGCAAAUAUUGUUCAUCCUGUAAGGCCUGAGCAAAUGUUGGAUCCCAGAGACCAGUCAUAUCUUGGAACUUUACUGGGGCUCGAUACAGCUCCUACCGUACAGAAUAUUUCAAACAAUGAACACUCAUGAUCAGACCAUAACAUUCCACCUAAUUUACUAAGCCAUUAGCCUACAGAAGGCUGAUAUGGCAAUUAAGAUUUAUAUUUUAUAUUUUAUUUGGACUCAUGAGUCUUCUGCAUAGUUUUGGAAAAACAGGUUUGUUUACAUAAUAUUUGAACAUUUAGGCACA